AUGGGUCAAUGGCGGAAAGGUGGUGUUGAUGUUACUAUUGCACGAUGGUCCCCCAAUGUUCCUGUAGACCACGCUUCGAGCAGCGCCGAAUCAGUUUCACUUCAGCCAGUUCCUCAGAAAUCAUCCGAGACUUUUUCUGAAAAGUUUACUAAAUAUGUCCGUUUUGAAACACAUCCAAAUGGUGGUGCAACAUCCUUGAAGGUUGACUGGAGAGUAAUUGAACAGAACUUUGACAGGGAGGAACAACGUUGUUUUUUAGAAGAGUUUGCGACUAUUGGGUUAUCAGAAAAUGCUCAUGGGAAAGCCACUUAUGUUAUGGGUAUCAUCGAAAAUGGUUCUUCGCAUCUUCCUGAUUUUUUGCAAUAUUUUGCUACAAAAAGCCCCAACCUACCAGUUAAGGUUGGCUCCUUGACGAACAAACAAGUUGUGGAAACUACGACGCUAUCGCAGUACUAUCUAAAUGUUAUGGAGACGUACAGUAGUUCAACUUUCAGUUAUGGACCUUUGCUGUCAAUUAGUUUAGUUGGAAGGCGACAAGAAGAAUGUGGUGAAUUUUUUGAGGAGAUCUUGCAACGAAUCGAAUCACUUCCAUUAAUGGAGUUGCUGUUACCUUGGGGAAAAUGGUCUCAGAAUUAUCAUUACCGGCCAGAAGAAAGUGAUGAUGGUCCAAUAUUCUGGGUACGUCCUGGUGAACAGAUGGUUUGUUUUGACGAUUAUCGUAACCACGGAAUUAGAAGCGAAAAUGAGCGAAGUGAUGCUACGGUUGCCAGCCCUCGAAGGACUAGAGAACCUAGAGAAGUACUAUUUCAAGAUCGUACACCGUGUCAUGCUGACCAUUUGGGAGACGGAUCUCCUACAGCUGCUGUUGGAAUUGUACAGUCUGUGUGGGGCUUGGGAGAACAGAAUGACGUUACUCAGGAGCGUUUUGUCAAAGAUGUUAUUUGCUUUGAUGCUAAAGAUUACGAAACCUUAGUCUCUAAGCUACAUUUAGAUAUAUACGAACCACCAAUGUCGCAGUGUUCUAAAUGGGUUGGUGUUGGUAAAUUAAACCAACUGCGACGUGAGGGCGUUCGUUAUUCCCGCUUCUAUUUACGCGGCAAUGAUAUUUACUUCAUACCGCGAUGUGUGAUUCAUCAGUUUCAAACGAUCACUGCUUGUGCGUCGGUGGCUUGGCAUGUGCGUCUGGAUCGUUACUGCAAUGAAGGAGGAAAAGGUAGGUUUUCGAGAGGGCUGGUAUUUAGUGAACAGCAAUCAACUGAGUCCAGUCCAAAAAAACGCCCUCCACUUACCAGUCCAGAAACGGAGACUGGAAAAAGGAAGAGAGGAAGACCACGUAAAGUGGUGCCAGAGUCUUCGCAGUAG
Molecule: messenger RNA, 1362 nt
Organism: Enterobius vermicularis (human pinworm)
Lineage: Eukaryota; Metazoa; Nematoda; Chromadorea; Rhabditida; Oxyuridae
Source: the annotation of a GenBank genome assembly